GGAGAGGAAGAGAGAUGGAGGGAGCCGUGGACGGCGUGAUGCUGGGAAAAGGAAGCGGGACAACGCUGCCUGGCGGCGACGGCAGCGCCUGGCGGGGUCACGAACUCUGACCUUUCACAAGAAAACGCCAACUCCCCCCUUCUCUGCCCCCCCACAAACAAACAAUAACAGACGACCACUCCGCCCCCUCCUCCCGGGACACUUUUAACCCUUUCGGCGGCGCCGCCUCUUUCUCCCGGGGGAGGGGGGGCCAGUCCAGGCCCUGACGAGAGGCAGCCGCCGCCGCCGCGUCCUUUUGGCGCCAAAUCCUCAGGUUCUCUAAUGAACGUACUUCACCAUGACAACCAAUAUGGAGGUGCUGGCUCAGCAGAUAGUGGAAACACAGCAGGUGGCUGAGGUGCAAACUGUACAGACAACAUUAUCUGAAUCUCCAGUGAUGACCAGCCCCUCCCAACGCAUCCAGAUCAUCUCCACAGACUCCUCUGUAGCUUCACCACAGCGUAUUCAGAUUGUCACAGAUCAGCAAACAGGGCAGAAAAUCCAAAUAGUGACUGCAGUGGAUUCAUCCGUGUCCCCAAAGCAACAGUUUAUAUUGGCUAGUCCAGAUGGAACAGGAACAGGGAAAGUGAUCCUGGCUGCACCUGAGGCCUCUAAUGCCAAGCAACUUAUUUUUACCACGACAGAUAACAUCGUACCUGGAAGAAUACAGAUUGUGACAGACUCUGCAUCUGUGGAACGUUUGUUAGCUAAAACUGAUGUGCAGCGACCACAAGUAGUAGAAUAUUGUGUUGUCUGUGGAGACAAGGCAUCAGGUCGUCACUAUGGUGCUGUCAGUUGCGAGGGAUGCAAAGGCUUCUUUAAAAGGAGCGUGAGGAAAAAUCUGACCUAUAGUUGCCGUAGCAACCAGGAUUGUAUCAUCAAUAAACACCAUCGGAAUCGCUGCCAGUUUUGUCGGCUAAAAAAAUGUCUUGAGAUGGGCAUGAAAAUGGAAUCUGUACAGAGUGAAAGGAAGCCUUUUGAUGUGCAGAGGGAGAAACCAACUAAUUGUGCUGCUUCAACAGAAAAAAUCUAUAUCAGAAAGGAUUUGAGAAGUCCUCUAAUAGCAACUCCAACCUUUGUAGCUGAUAAAGAUGGAGCUAGAUCAACUGGUCUUCUUGAUUCAGGAAUGCUUGUAAAUAUUCAGCAGCCACUAAUACGGGAUGAUGGGACAGUGCUCCUUGCCACAGAUUCCAAGGCUGAGACAAGCCAAGGUGCCUUGGGAACACUAGCAAAUGUUGUAACGUCACUUGCCAGUCUCAAUGAGUCACUUAAUAACGGUGAUACUCCUGAAGUUCAGCAAGAAGACCAGUCUGCAAGUGAGAUAACUCGAGCAUUUGAUACUUUGGCUAAAGCACUUAAUACGACAGAUAGUGCCGCAGCUCAGAAUCUGGCAGAUGGGAUGGAUCCCACAGGUGGUGGGAAUAUUCAUGUAAUCAGUAGAGAUCAGUCUACGCCAAUCAUUGAAGUUGAAGGACCCCUACUUACAGAUACUCACGUGACAUUUAAGUUAACAAUGCCUACUCCAAUGCCAGAAUACCUGAAUGUGCAUUACAUUUGCGAGUCAGCAUCCCGGUUACUUUUCCUUUCCAUGCACUGGGCUAGAUCCAUCCCUGCUUUUCAAGCGCUAGGGCAGGAUUGUAACACAAGCCUUGUGCGUGCCUGUUGGAAUGAGUUGUUCACUUUAGGCCUUGCACAGUGCGCACAGGUGAUGAGCCUGUCGACUAUCCUGGCAGCCAUUGUCAACCACCUGCAGAACAGCAUACAGGAAGAUAAACUUUCCGGAGACCGAAUAAAGCAAGUGAUGGAACACAUCUGGAAACUUCAGGAGUUCUGUAACAGCAUGGCUAAGCUUGAUAUUGAUGGAUAUGAAUAUGCUUACCUUAAAGCUAUAGUCCUCUUUAGUCCUGAUCACCCUGGUCUAACAAGUUCUAGCCAGAUAGAAAAAUUCCAAGAAAAAGCUCAAAUGGAAUUACAAGACUAUGUUCAGAAAACAUAUCCAGAAGAUACUUACAGGCUAGCCCGUAUUUUAGUUCGCCUCCCAGCACUUAGAUUAAUGAGCUCUAGCAUUACUGAAGAACUCUUUUUUACUGGGCUCAUUGGAAAUGUUCCAAUUGAUAGCAUCAUCCCCUACAUUCUGAAAAUGGAAACAGCAGAAUAUAACGGCCAGAUAACAGGCUCCGCUUCCUAGAAGGGAUCAACACAUCUUGAUGGAUCCGAAUAAUCAUGACUCACUG
This is a messenger RNA of Gekko japonicus, 2273 nucleotides long. RefSeq names its product nuclear receptor subfamily 2 group C member 2 (gene NR2C2). The record is from RefSeq and is a predicted model, not a curated record. Gene Ontology annotation, molecular function: zinc ion binding; RNA polymerase II cis-regulatory region sequence-specific DNA binding; nuclear receptor activity. Gene Ontology annotation, biological process: anatomical structure development; cell differentiation; positive regulation of transcription by RNA polymerase II. The transcript is spliced from 15 exons. Lineage: Eukaryota; Metazoa; Chordata; Lepidosauria; Squamata; Gekkonidae. Bases 338 to 2227 code for a protein of 629 amino acids.